UAAGGGGUUUUAUUCAUGGAUGUUUGUGUGUUAUUGUUUUCUCUCCCAGAGCCCCUCAGCGGAGUCAUCGAGGGCAUCAGCGCUGGAAUGUUCCUCAUCGGAAUGUUGAUCGCCGUCAUCUCCCUCCUCGUCUACAGGCAGAGAGUCCGUAAAGUGGCAGUACAGGAGAGCCCAGUGGUACGGAUGAGCAUGUGGAAGCAGGGGCCUACAUCAGGGAUGUACGUUGGAGUCAGAAGCAGCCGACGCAUCUCCAGCCCCGUCAAAGCAGCCCACUUUGAAUCCCACCUCACUAAGCUACAGGCAGACUCCAACUACCUUCUGUCAGAAGAGUUUGAGGAUCUGAAGGAUGUGGGUCGUAACCAGCCUCUGGAUGCAGCCCGUCUACCAGAGAACAGGGGCAAGAACCGAUACAACAACAUACUGCCCUAUGAUUCCACCAGAGUGAAGCUCUCCUACCUGGAGGAUGACCCCUGUUCUGACUUUAUCAAUGCCAGUUACAUACCAGGGAACAACUUCCGUCGAGAGUACAUCGCCACCCAAGGCCCUCUCCCCGGAACCAAGGACGACUUCUGGAGGAUGGUGUGGGAGCACAACGUAUACAACGUCGUCAUGGUGACGCAGUGUGUCGAGAAGGGACGGGUGAAGUGUGACCACUACUGGCCGGCUGACCGGGAGCCUCUGUACUAUGGAGACCUGGUGGUUCAAAUGCUGUCUGAGUCUGUCCUGGCUGAAUGGACAAUCAGGGAGUUCAAGAUCAGCUUUGAGGGUCGUCCCAGCUUCCCUCGGGUGGUGAGACACUUCCACUACACGGUGUGGCCAGACCACGGGGUCCCCGAGACCACCCAGUCCCUCAUCGAGUUCGUACGGACCGUCAGGGACUACAUCGACAGAGCCCCCAGCACUGGAGCCACCGUUGUUCACUGCAGUGCUGGAGUGGGUCGUACAGGGACGUUCAUGGUUUUGGACCGGGUCCUUCAACAGCUGGACAGCAUAGGAACAGUGGAUGUCUACGGCUGUGUGUUUGACCUCCGCCUGCACCGCUCUCACAUGGUGCAAACAGAGUACCAGUACUCCUUCCUCCACCAGUGUGUUCGAGAUGUCCUGAGAGCCAGGAAGCUCCGUAGUGAGCAGGAGAACCCUCUCUACCCCAUCUAUGAGAACUUCAACCCAGACUACUACCGUGAUUUUGUUUACACGGGACGCUAAAGACAGUUCCUCUCCACACAACUGAGUGAGAAUGAAAAGCAGGGAAGAAUCUGUUCAGUACCACCAGACCGCCAGUCUGUCACCACUAAAGGACUAUAGACGGGGGUCCUUUAUUUAUGUUUGAUACACUGUUGGUUUAACCUCUCAGGAUGUCUAUUUAAAAUGGAGCAGAUCGACGUCUGGAAAUAUUGACGUUACGUUCACUCAUACCUGAAUCUUAGUUUGCAUUCGAUGAGAUAUAUGUGAUUAUAUUGUUUUGCACCUACUUGUAAGCGCUUCCAAGAAACAGUAUUCUUAAACUCAUGUUAUUUCAAUAUUAGUAAUGUCUGAUGAAAAUACAAAAGGAACUGAUAUAAACGUAGAUAUAAUGAUUCUUAUUCAACAUAACAGAUUAAAAAAAGAUGAAUGAAAGCUAUCAGGCGAAGCAAUAAAUGGGAUUCUAUGAGGCGUAGCUACGUCACAAAGCAUUAUUAUGACGAGGCUUGACCACCUAAAAACCUCCCCUGAAGGAACCUUCCCUGCAUCCUAAGUGGCACCCUAUUCUCUAUGGGCCCUAAUCAAAAGUGGUGCACUAUAUAGGGAAUAGGGUGCCGUUUGGGUACAAAGCCCUUUUCUGUAAUAAUAUAUUCUAAAUCGUAGUUGCUGGUUUGUAGUUAAAACUGUUUUAACCCGGAGCAGACAGACAGACAGCUAGCUGUCUUGAGAGUAACUCAUCACAAUGCUGUCUAUAUCCUUGUGUAAAGUAGCAGAUCGUCUGUACAGUUGGUUGUGUUGUGAAUAGUCCUCUUAUCGUUAAACAUAGCGUCAGUUCAUGUUGUGUGUGUGUGUGUACCAUUGAGAUUGUACAGUAGAGCCUGGAGGAGGGAACAGCAUAUAGUUUGCAUAAGUACGCCAUCUCAGCUACCUGUUUUCUAGGGCGAAGGGAACACUCUACUGGAAAACAAACGCCAUCUCAGCUACCUGUGUUUUCUAGGGCGAAGGGAACACUCUACUGGAAAACAAACGCCAUCUCAGCUACCUGUGUUUUCUAGGGCGAAGGGAACACUCUACUGGAAAACAAACGCCAUCUCAGCUACCUGUGUUUUCUAGGGCGAAGGGAACACUCUACUGGAAAACAAACGCCAUCUCAGCUACCUGUGUUUUCUAGGGCGAAGGGAACACUCUACUGGAAAACAAACGCCAUCUCAGCUACCUGUGUUUUCUAGGGCGAAGGGAACACUCUACUGGAAAACAAACGCCAUCUUGUAUUCGGCUGUCUCCGAAAGAGGUGGUAACCUUUUUUCCGUGGUCUUUCAAACCAAGAUGGAGGGAGUGUUCAUGAGAGGGACUGUAUGGGUUUUGUACAUUACCUUCCUCAAAACAUGAUGUUGCAUUUCUGUUCAUCCUUUUGGCAUAAAACUAGGCUGAUGGAUGUGUCUGUGAACAUACGAGCGGUGAUCUUUCUAUGUCAUGUUGAACUGAGCGGGAGAUCCCUUCAACUGAAUCUCAGCUGGCCGGCUUCCUGGUCUCAACAGGAGAAGGUCUAGAAGUAGGACGAAACUAAAAACAACUGAAGAAAUUACACACAAUAAGCAAUACUGGCCAAAUCCUGCUGAGAUCCUGGGGAUAAAGUGAGAGAAUUGAAUAAAAUGUCAACAUCCUGACCCUGUGAGAAGUCUGCAGUGGCCAAGACACUGACCUUUCCAGACUACAGGUUUGGGACGUGGCAUUUUCUCUGUCUGAGCUUCUCUGAGCCCCAAGCCACGGAAACAAAGACUGAGCUACAGAAGAGACCGUGUUGGUUGGCAUUCUUCCCAUUGUUACUGAAAAUAUUGCAGAUCUUCAGAAGCUCUCAUUACGUUAGUAUUUCAAAAUCAAUCUGUAUCUACAUAUAAAUAGUACGUUAAGAUUGAAUCUUCUCUCCAAUGGCUCCCAUUAUGUUAGUGUCUCGACAAAAAUCACAUAUUUAUUUUAACUUUGUUGUUCAAUUUAAACAUGAAAAUACUAGCUUUAAAACAUAAAUACUAAGAGAAUCAUUUUCAGGGUUCUGACUCCUCCCCGUAGUAUCAGAUGGAACACAUUCUGACUCCUCCCCGUAGUAUCAGAUGGAACACAUUCUGACUCCUCCCAGUAGUAUCAGAUGGAACACAUUCUGACUCCUCCCCAUAGUAUCAGAUGGAACACAUUCUGACUCCUCCCAGUAGUAUCAGAUGGAACACAUCCUGACUCCUCCCAGUAGUAUCAGAUGGAACACAUUCUGACUCCUCCCCAUAGUAUCAGAUGGAACACAUUCUGACUCCUCCCCAUAGUAUCAGAUGGAACACAUUCUGACUCCUCCCAGUAGUAUCAGAUGGAACACAUUCUGACUCCUCCCAGUAGUAUCAGAUGGAACACAUUCUGACUCCUCCCAGUAGUAUCAGAUGGAACACAUUCUGACUCCUCCCAGUAGUAUCAGAUGGAACACAUUCUGACUCCUCCCAGUAGUAUCAGAUGGAACACAUUCUGACUCCUCCCAGUGGCAGGGAUAUUGAAUUUCCUGUUUAGUCCUAUUCCCCUCUUCACAAAAAAAUGCGGGCAUUCGUCAUUGCUUUUGCACCAAAUGACCCCACACAGCAAGUAAGGCAAUGUAUACAGUAUUAUGUAGAGUAGAGCACCAGUCUCUCAGGCUUGACCCUCUCACCCCUGUCCUCCCCUAUAAGCCUAAAGGUCAUAUCAUAAAGAGAUUGUCUCCAGAUAAUACAGUACAGAAACAUCAACUCUCUCCAUCUGUUCUCCUCCCUGCUGGGAGUUGAGUGGAUUUAAUAGUGUGUUAAGCUCCACUGUGGAUUCCUCAAAAGUUUUUCAUUACAGAAAUCUAUAUCAAUCCCCCAUCCCUCCUGUCAAACUAAUACGCUCUUAGAUCCCCAAUGACCCUCUGGAACACAUCUCUCUGAGUUCCACCAGAGUAUGGCUCGUGCCCAUACAGCAGCUAGAACUUACUGUGAAGGCGCUUAGCUACCUGAUGAAUGUUCUUCCAACGUUUCUGUUUUGCUGUUACAUGGCUACUACGUCGCUCACCAACCAACAGUUGAGGUGCAGGAGGAAACCUUGUAACCGAGGCCUUUAGAAAGAAACACGGAGAUUAGGGACAGAGGUGUUGGAGGCAAAUCAGAGGAAGGAACUGUCUUUAACAGAGAAGUCACGGUGUAAGCCUGCCGUAUUUAUCAUUUACAGUAUGUAUCAUUUACAGUAGGUGUCAUUUACAGUAGGUAUCAUUUACAGUAGGUAUCAUUUACAGUAGGUAUAAUUCCACAUGACCUAUGGGAUGGUUGUGCAUCAGGAAUAUGAGCAUAACUUAAACUAACUGAAAGAAUGUUCCCUAGCCUAGAAUGUUCCCUAGCCUAGAAUGUUCCCUAGUCUAGAAUGUUCCCUAGCCUAGAAUGUUCCCUAGUCUAGAAUGUUCCCUAGCCUAGUAUGUUUCCUAGUCUAGAAUGUUCCCUAGCCUAGAAUGUUCCCUAGCCUAGAAUGUUCCCUAGACUAGAAUGUUCCCUAGCCUAGUAUGUUGCCUAGCCUAGUAUGUUCCCUAGCCUAGUAUGUUCCCUAGCCUAGUAUGUUCCCUAGCCUACUAUGUUCCCUAGCCUAGAAUGUUCCCUAGCCUAGUAUGUUCCCUAGCCUAGAAUGUUCCCUAGCCUAGAAUGUUCCCUAGCCUAGAAUGUUCCCUAGUCUAGAAUGUUCCCUAGCCUAGUAUGUUGCCUAGCCUAGUAUGUUCCCUAGCCUAGUAUGUUCCCUAGCCUAGAAUGUUCCCUAGCCUAGUAUGUUCCCUAGCCUAGAAUGUUCCCUAGCCUAGAAUGUUCCCUAGCCUAGUAUGUUCCCUAGCCUAGAAUGUUCCCUUUCAUUUAAAAGUAGAGAAUGAUCUUGUUUCUUUUCCUCUGUUUGUUUUUCAUAAUCAUCCUGCUGGCAAUGGAGGAGAGAGGUGUUGAUGUAUGUUCCUAAAUGGUUUCUAACUCUGUUUCCUGUCUCUUAAUCUGUUUCCUGUCUCUUAAUCUGUUUCCUGUCUCUUAAUCUGCUUCCUGUCUCUUGUUAAUACGAUGAGGUAAUCUGCCAACUCAUUACGUUCAGCACAUAGUUAACUAUGAACCGUUCCUCCCUCUGGAGAACUAGGGUUGUAUUAAUUAAUCACUUAUGCAGGCUGAUGUAGGCUGCGUCCCAAAAGGUAAGGCACCCUAUUCCCUAUAUAGCGCACUAUUAUUGACCAGAGCCCAUAGGGCUGCGGUUAAAAGUAGUGUACUAUGUAGGGAAUAGGGUGCCAUUUGGAGCACACAGCCAUAGAGUGAUUAAUCAUAGGAGUAGUAUCUCUCUAGAGCAGUAUCUUACUCGGUGAGCAUACUGACAAAAUAAGGAAGCCUUUUCCAAGCCAGAGCGGACCAAAGGGCAGGAGCCUGUGAGGCAACUUAAUGUACUAGUACACCCCCUGGACAGGACACUAGUCUGUCCGACUAUACUGGUGUAGAUUAAUGUACUAGUACACCCCCUGGACAGGACACUAGUCUGUCUGUCUAUACUGGUGUAGAUUAAUGUACUAGUACACCCCCUGGACAGGACACUAGUCUGUCUAUACUGGUGUAGAUUAAUGUACUAGUACACCCCCUGGACAGGACACUAGUCUGUCUGACUAUACUGGUGUAGAUUAAUGUACUAGUACACCCCCUGGACAGGACACUAGUCUGUCUGACUAUACUGGUGUAGAUUAAUGUACUAGUACACCCCCUGGACAGGACACUAGUCUGUCUGACUAUACUGGUAUAGAUUAAUGUACUAGUACACCCCCUGAACAGGACACUAGUCUGUCUGACUAUACUGGUAUAGAUUAAUGUACUAGUACACCCCCUGGACAGGACACUAGUCUGUCUGACUAUACUGGUGUAGAUUAAUGUACUAGUAAACCCCCUGGACAGGACACUAGUCUGUCUGACUACACUGGUGUAGAUUAAUGUACUAGUACACCCCCUGGACAGGACACUAGUCUGUCUGACUAUACUGGUGUAGAUUAAUGUACUAGUAUACCCCCUGGACAGGACACUAGUCUGUCUGACUAUACUGGUGUAGAUUAAUGUACUACUACACCCCCUGGACAGGACACUAGUCUGUCUGACUAUACUGGUGUAGAUUAAUGUACUACUACACCCCCUGGACAGGACACUAGUCUGUCUGACUAUACUGGUGUAGAUUAAUGUACUAGUACACCCCCUGAACAGGACACUAGUCUGUCUAUACUGGUGUAGAUUAAUGUACUAGUACACCCCCUGGACAGGACACUAGUCUGUCUGACUAUACUGGUGUAGAUUAAUGUACUAGUACACCCCCUGGACAGGACACUAGUCUGUCUGUCUAUACUGGUGUAGAUUAAUGUACUAGUACACCCCCUGGACAGGACACUAGUCUGUCUGACUAUACUGGUGUAGAUUAAUGUACUAGUACACCCCCUGGAUAGGACACUAGUCUGUCUAUACUGGUGUAGAUUAAUGUACUAGUACACCCCCUGGACAGGACACUAGUCUGUCUAUACUGGUGUAGAUUAAUGUACUAGUACACCCCCUGGACAGGACACUAGUCUGUCUAUACUGGUGUAGAUUAAUAUACUAGUACACCCCCUGGACAGGACACUAGUCUGUCCGACUAUACUGGUGUAGAUUAAUGUACUAGUACACCCCCUGGGCAGGACACUAGUCUGUCUGACUAUACUGGUGUGUCCGACUAUACUGGUGUAGAUUAAUGUACUAGUACACCCCCUGGACAGGACACUAGUCUGUCUGUCUAUACUGGUGUAGAUUAAUGUACUAGUACACCCCCUGGACAGGACACUAGUCUGUCUAUACUGGUGUAGAUUAAUGUACUAGUACACCCCCUGAACAGGACACUAGUCUGUCUGACUAUACUGGUGUAGAUUAAUGUACUAGUACACCCCCUGGACAGGACACUAGUCUGUCUAUACUGGUGUGUCUGUCUAUACUGGUGUAGAUUGUAUAUCUGAUUGCGUUAACAUAUUGUGACGAGCAGAGGUGUCACAACCCAACAACUGUCACGUGACCUACACCUACAGGGAAGAGCUGUGCUUCUCUGUCUCAUUGUGUUGCACUGGAUCAAUGUGAAUGACUGUAUACAAUGUUAUGUUGUAAAUAUGCCUGGUUUUGUAACCCAUGUUUAUCCAUGUGUAUUGGUUGGUAUGAUAAGCUAUGUGUUAUGCAUGUAAGUAAAAAAGCUAAACAGUGUUUUGAAUAUAUGAUUACAUUAAAAAUGCCAAGAAUAUGCCACCAUGUUAAAUAUGUUAAUCAUGUAUAAUAAAAUAAGAAUAUAGAUACA
Molecule: messenger RNA, 7524 nt
Organism: Salvelinus fontinalis (brook trout)
Lineage: Eukaryota; Metazoa; Chordata; Actinopteri; Salmoniformes; Salmonidae
Product: receptor-type tyrosine-protein phosphatase beta-like
Exons: 12
Coding region: 16-1206 (396 amino acids)
Biological process (GO): protein dephosphorylation; angiogenesis
Molecular function (GO): cadherin binding; protein tyrosine phosphatase activity
Source: RefSeq, a predicted model, not a curated record